AGAGCUCAGUGGGCAAACACAGUAUCAUGAUCUUCUAGAGCACGUUGUUUCUCUGGCAAGUUUUUGCAUGACCACAGGAUUUUUUUUGAAGUUUUGUGUAGAAGUUGCUGCAGCUGCUUAAUCUGCACAUUUUAGCUGCCACUGCUUCUACUUGUUGUCUUUUACCGUCUCCAAAGUGUAUCCCGUCACUCAGUGUCACAGAGGACGAGUCGUUUGUGGAGAAGUUCCAAGAAUCUCCUAACUUUUCUGCGAGCCUUAUCUCUCCUCUCUGUCCAAACUGCCUGCUCUUUCUCAAAACAAUUCAGUUUUCUUCCUCACAUACACACCUCCCCUUAUACUGGCCUCAUCUUCUGCUUUAAGCCCUGCUCUACUUUCCCCCUCUACCUGACCAAGAAGGACAAUCCCUGUUUUCACCCCGACACAUCCCUUCACUCUCCUCACCUCUCUGUUCCCCUCAUGGGCACCAUAUCAGACAGCAGUGCCACAUUCUCUUCUUCGUCACCGAGAACCUCUCUCCACCCCUAACUGCCUCACCAGCGCCAACCUUGACGUAAAUCAAUGGAGACAAAAGAUACAGUGAUGAUGAACAUGUUGACAAUGGACAAGGGGGAGAAUGAGGGAGAAAAGGACAAAGGGAAAGAGGAGGUGGGGGAAGAAGAGGAGGGGACACAGCAGGAAAAUGGUAGACUGAUGUUGGCUGAUGGUCUUGCAGAGAGAGGACCCAAGAGUCUGACCUCAUGCUCUGGUCAGCAGGUGUCCAAUGGCUUCACUUCAUCCACUCCUCAGAGCCCCAAGGAGGGACCAGGGACCGCAGACUGCUGUGGGGGUCCAGCCUCGGGGCCUGGCAGCGGACCCACCAUGCCCCUGGCAGGCCUUAGGACUCUGGUGGUCCAGCAGACCAGCUUGGAGAGGCCCAGAGAAACCUGGAGCAAGAAGAUGGACUUCUUACUGUCUGUGAUCGGCUACGCUGUGGACCUGGGAAAUGUCUGGCGCUUCCCAUACAUCUGCUACCAGAACGGAGGAGGUGCCUUCUUGCUGCCCUACAUGUUGAUGGCAGUGUUCGGAGGUGUUCCUCUCUUCUACAUGGAGCUGGCUCUCGGCCAGUUCCAUCGCAGUGGCUGCAUCUCCAUCUGGAAACACAUCUGCCCCAUCUUCAAAGGGAUUGGCUUUGCCAUCUGCAUCAUAGCCCUCUACGUAGCCUUCUACUACAACACCAUCAUGGCCUGGGCCUUGUACUACCUGCUGUCAUCGUUUCGGGGCACCCUGCCGUGGUCCACCUGCACUAACAGCUGGAACACAGCCAACUGUAACAGCUACAUGUCUACUGACCACAAUGUGUCGUGGUCCAACUCCUCCAGCUCCCCCGCCGAGGAGUUCUAUACUCGCCAGGUGUUGCAGGUCCACCUCUCCCCAGGACUGCAUCAGCUUGGCUCUGUCAGCUGGCAACUGGCCCUCUGCCUGCUCUUCAUCUUCACCAUCGUCUACUUCAGCAUCUGGAAAGGAGUCAAGACGUCUGGAAAGGUAGUUUGGGUGACCGCUACCUUUCCCUACCUGGUCCUUCUGGUCUUACUCAUCCGUGGAGCUACUCUACCCGGAGCCUGGAGGGGUGUCGUCUUCUAUCUUAAACCUGAUUGGAAGAAAUUGCUCAGCACUACAGUGUGGAUAGAUGCCGCAGCUCAGAUCUUCUUCUCCCUGGGUCCAGGGUUUGGCGUACUCCUUGCCUUUGCCAGCUAUAACCCAUUUCAUAACAACUGCUACAAAGAUGCCUUGAUCACCAGCUCUGUGAACUGUAUGACCAGCUUCCUAUCUGGCUUCGUUAUCUUUACCGUGCUGGGAUACAUGGCUGAGAUGAGGAAGCAAGAUGUGGAUGCUGUGGCCAAGGACGCUGGUCCCAGUUUGCUGUUCAUCAUUUAUGCAGAAGCCAUAGCAAACAUGCCUGCUGCCACUUUCUUUUCCAUUAUCUUUUUCCUCAUGAUCAUCAUGUUAGGCCUGGACAGCACAUUUGCAGGGUUGGAGGGGGUCAUCACAGCUAUGUUAGAUGAGUUCCCACACAUCCUGGUCAAGAGGCGCGAGUGGUUCGUCUUCGGCCUGGUGUGCGUCUGCUACCUCGGGGCACUCUCCACACUCACAUAUGGAGGAGCAUUUGUGGUGAAGCUGUUUGAGGAGUACGCUACAGGCCCUGCAGUUAUUACUGUGGUGCUGCUGGAAGUCAUCGCCGUCUCCUGGUUUUACGGUACCAACCGCUUCUGUAAUGACAUCCAGUUGAUGCUUGGUUUCUACCCGGGCUGCUUCUGGAGGGUUUGCUGGGUGGCCAUCUGCCCCUCCUUUCUGCUGUUCAUCAUCAUCAGUUUCCUGGCCUUUCCUCCAGAGGUCAGCUUGUUCAACUACCACUACCCACAGUGGACCACGGUCCUGGGCUACUGCAUUGGAGUGUCCUCAUUCAUCUGUGUACCUUCUUACAUGGUCUUUCACUUGCUCAAUGCCAAGGGCACAUUCAAACAGCGUCUGUUGAAAAGCAUCACACCAGAGCCCAGCAGCAACAACCACAGAGACUUCAUCGUAACCAAUGCAGUCUGACCAAACCCUGACCUCCAGAAGGUGCCACUGUUCCAACCUUGAGUGCCCUCUUCUGGGCCAACUGCAAACCUACAGGACAAAGGGGCUACGUUUCACCGUCUUUGCCUCUUUUCAUUCGUCUCCUUCACUCAUUUGUCUUUCUCCCACUACGUUUCAAGGUGGAGAUGGGUGGAGCCAGGCUACAGCCGAUUUGUUUAGCUUUGUUUGCUUGUGAUUUAUUAGACUGGAUUUACUUUUGAAGGAUUUCUCUAGUGUUUCCUGAAAAACCCAAAGCAAACUUCACACUUCCUAUUCAUCCACUCAAACGUCAGUCAGUGACCAAACUUUUCUUCAGGUAAUAAAACUGUAACAGAUAUUUAAUGCAGUUACACAAAGUACCUGACCUAAUCUGUGUUUAUGUAGACUUUAAAACAUGCACUCUAACUGGAGAUACUGCCUAUUAAAAUCAGCAGAAGGCCAGAGAGUUUACAUUUCAGUCCAAUCUCACUGUUAAUGGUUGAACUUUCAUGUUAUGUUGUAGCAAAAUUCAGGUAUAUUUUUACAUCUGUUACUGAAGCCAAAUAUGACAUCUGUUCUGUUCAUAUUUCUAAAGUUGUUUGAUAUUGUUGUGGUUGUUACGUUGUGUCGGCUCUCCUGUUUGACGGCAUCUUGGUCGAGUGAUGAUUUGCAAUGACUUCUUUUUUCACUGUGAAGUACUCAAAGACAGAACCUACCGUGUUUGUCAUUCUAUAACUGCAAUAUAAGGUGUGUAUUUAUUUUAUGACAUAAAAUAAUUGUUGUCAUUUUGACUUUGAUCACACUUCACAACCAUGACACGGCGCCGAUGGUCCUUGUUUGAAUCUCAGUGACGUUCUCCGCUCUUGUUGGCCUACUGCGUAACUGUCAGUAGUGGAAACCAAAUGUGGAUCAGAGCUAAUAUCAAUAACAAUAUCAUCAUAUGAAAAUUAGCAUUACUUCCCUUUACUUUCAACCAAAAAAACAAAAACAGUGUGUAUGUUUCUGUGCGUGUGCACAUGUGGCUGUGUGUAAGAGUGUGUGUAACUGUGUGUAUGUAUAGGAGCAGGAGUUAAAAUAAUGCAAGUACUGUACAUCUACAUGUGUAUUUACUAGUCACUCUGAUGUUGGUGUAAUCUAUCUUGUGAAUACCUGUCUCCUCCCUCCAUGGAUAUGUGUGUGAGUGUGUCGGUGUGUGUGAGUGAGCGCGCACGUGUGCACCUUGGUUACUUUGUCACUGCACAUGUAGAUACUUGUGCAAAAAAGGAUUAGAGGUGUUCAGAACUUGUGCAUGUCAAGAUGUGUGUGUGUGUGUGUGUGUGUGUGUGUAUACUGUACUGAGUGUGUGUGUAAGUGAGAGACGGUGCAUGUGUGUCUGUAAUGUGAACUCCUGUUGUCUUGUAAACAGCCAAAAUAUCUUAUGAAGGAAGUGGACUCUCUCUCUCUUUUACUCUCUCUUUCUCUCUAUCUCUCUCUCUCUCCCUCCCUCCUCAAGCUUAUAUAAGAUCUAUGUAUGUCCAUAAAAGACUAUUGAGAAAUACACCUGUAUAGAAUAAAGAUAUAAAUAUAUGGGAAUUGACAGAAAAUAAAGAUAU
Molecule: messenger RNA, 4166 nt
Organism: Solea solea (common sole)
Lineage: Eukaryota; Metazoa; Chordata; Actinopteri; Pleuronectiformes; Soleidae
Gene: slc6a4a
Product: solute carrier family 6 member 4a
Exons: 14
Coding region: 559-2577 (672 amino acids)
Biological process (GO): serotonin uptake; sodium ion transmembrane transport
Cellular component (GO): membrane; neuron projection
Molecular function (GO): serotonin:sodium:chloride symporter activity; serotonin binding
Source: RefSeq, a predicted model, not a curated record